Phytophthora nicotianae INRA-310 is the source of this 1160-nucleotide messenger RNA. RefSeq lists its product as hypothetical. The record is from RefSeq and is a predicted model, not a curated record. NCBI's taxonomy places the organism in Eukaryota, Oomycota, Peronosporomycetes, Peronosporales, Peronosporaceae. Bases 181 to 510 code for a protein of 109 amino acids. The transcript has a single exon.
GCUGCGGCGCCGAAGUCCUUUUCAUUUACUUCAGCUAAACAACGUAGCAGUCCCACAACGACCGAGUAGAACAUGGGUACACCGAAAAAUCCGUUCUGCUGGCCCCCAAUGCGAAGAUCCAGCAUUCGCCAAUUGUUACUGUAGCAGUUCAACUCAAGCACACGGCGCAUGUAGUCGAAGAUGCCAUCCCCCGUGCACAUAACAGCUGCGUUGCUCUCCACCGAGUAUAAAUCUUUCAGCUCGGCGAGGCUAACCAGCGAGGCGUCUGUGAACGUACGAAUAGGUCUCACAUUCAUCACCUCGAAGUUGGCGCAGUUUCUGAUGGCGAACCGCUCAAGACGAGGACAGUUCGUAGCCACCGAUGCCCAGAACUUAUCGCCAAAACUAUCGAUCUUGAAAUGGCGAGCAGACGAGUCGGUGUAUUUCUGCAGAUCAAUCUCGACGGUGAGAUUUUUCAAUGAAGGGCAACUCUUAAAGAUGACAGCGAUCUCUUUCGCGCGUCGUCCAUAACAGUCCUGGAUCGCUUCGGCAGUGGCAGCACCACAUACCUGGAGGUAUUCUUUCCAAUUCCAGAGCAAAUUAGCAGUGACACCCAGAGUUUCCAAUUCUGGCUUCAGAUUUGCACCGAAGACGUGGAAAAACGGAUCUGCGAAGGGAACAGACGCCCAGUGGAACUCACGGAGACUCGAGCAGGUCUUGUUAAACUCCUCCCAAGUGUCCAACGACACCAUCCACUUGUCCUCGCAGCGAACGCCUUCAUAGUCAUGGAAAGAAUGUUCCGAGCCGUCCAAAUGUUCGACAUUCGGACAAUAUUUUGCCACGUUCUCGAGAAAUUCUUUGCUGGAUUGGUGACGCUCCGCAUCAUUUCUCGUUGGCACCGUCAGUUGCCUCAGUCCUCCACGAUACCCCUUCAAGUGUACUUGUUCCAAUACACGAUAGAGUUCCUUAAGUACCGCCUCAACCUUCUCUCCCUUGGCAGCUUCCUUCAACUCCGCCUUCCGUGGCAACACCAGACUCUCCAGGUGGGAGCAGUAUUUUCCUGCUGCCUUCAACAGUUCAGGCAGAUGUUUGCUCUGUAGUGGCACCAGCUUCAGAUCCAGGCGUCGAAGACCCGGCAUCUUGGCUAUAAGUACAUUCCAGUCCACUAGCAUCUCCUCCAU